This is a messenger RNA of Galleria mellonella (greater wax moth), 543 nucleotides long. It is a transcript of the gene PTTH, whose product is annotated as prothoracicotropic hormone-like. The record is from RefSeq and is a predicted model, not a curated record. The coding region runs from base 1 to 543 and encodes 180 amino acids. The transcript has 3 exons. Lineage: Eukaryota; Metazoa; Arthropoda; Insecta; Lepidoptera; Pyralidae.
AUGGCAAUGAAAAGACCUGGUAUUGAUGAGUUUAUUACGCGCGACCAAAGAACACGCAAGAGACAUAAUUAUAUUGAGGAUCCAUCGCCAGAUAAUAUUAUAUACGAAAAUAUCGAUGAUAUAGGUCCAUCAUAUGAUAAAGCUUUCAUGCCCGAUGAAAAAACUGAAGAAUUGCCUUCAUUUAUCGUAGACUACGCCAAUUUAAUAAGAAACGAUAUAAUUUUAUUGGAUAAAUCAGUUGAGACCAGAACUCGAAAGAGAGGAAAUAUAAAAGUAGAAAAACAUGAUAAUGAUACCAAGGAUUUGGGAGAAAACACUUAUCCUCGAUAUGUGGAAUAUAGAAAGUGUAGUGAUCACAUGUGUCGCGAUGAUUAUAUUUGUGUUCCAAAAGAAUAUCAUAUAACUGUUCUAAAAAGGCGAACCUCUACAGAACAAAUUUCUAGAAUAGAUCUUCCAAGUGAACUUAGGCACCAAUGGAUCGCUGAAAAAAGGCCCGUGGUUAUUGGAUGUAUGUGCACAAGGGAUUACAUUAUAGAAAAGUAA